Molecule: messenger RNA, 1821 nt
Organism: Laccaria bicolor S238N-H82
Lineage: Eukaryota; Fungi; Basidiomycota; Agaricomycetes; Agaricales; Hydnangiaceae
Exons: 3
Coding region: 1-1821 (606 amino acids)
Source: RefSeq, a predicted model, not a curated record
AUGGUUCUGGUAGAGGCGGUACAAUUAUCCGCAUCUUUUUCGUUGCUACCGCUAAAAAUAACUUCGCAUCAUCCGUCACCCUCGGUUAUGGAUUUACUCAAGACUGUCCUCAAAGUGGAAAAUCACACCAAAGAGCCUCUGAAUAUUCGCGGCAUUUUCGCUCGAUGUGGUGAAAUACCUUCCUUAUACCCCUAUGACGCUGGUGUCUCUGGAGCGUCUCUUUACUUUAUGAAAUUCACGAACAUCGAAAACGCCGAACGUGCAAUAGGUCUUGAGCUCGGCGGUGUAGGGAUCCGUGUCUACCCAAUCAGCACGAAUCCUCAGUUGAUAAAACAGUAUCGAUCUACAAAUCCCUCUGACUUUGACUCUUAUGGACGACCGCGCAGAACAAGCACCUCCAAUGCACCCAAGGACACCCUUGAUCGACGCCGCGGUUCUACCUCCGUCGUUAGAGCGGAGGCCUCUGGGGUCAUGCACUUGGAAUUUUCAAGAGAUCGGAACCUCUCCAACGCAGCAUCGUAUACUAGUAAACCACUAGUUAUGCCAAUGCAAGGUUCAUCGAAGUCAAGUGGAACCGGGGGUGGCGACGCGCACGUCACGCCCCGCCACCCUAGUUCCAGCACUCCACUAUUGACUCCCGUGACCAAUGUCAAGGACGAUUUGAAUAGUCAGGCGCCAACAGUAGUUGUUUCUUCGACUGACGCGGCACCGUCUACCUCAGCCUUUCCCCUUUCCUUUUCAAAUACCAUCACAAUGAGUCUUUCGGGCGGGGCUAUCACAUUCGACCUCCAAGAACUCCAACAAGAUCCGCAGGUAAUUAUAGAUAUCCUAAAGCUGACACAAAGCGAAAGGGGCAAUUGGAUGAUCGUAGCUGCAAACUAUCGUCGUUCUUCAAACACUCCAGCUGCCGUAAGCGUUCUGGAUGCGAUGACCACAGGUUCUAUCGACAAAUCUGGGACUUCAGAACUUAUGAAAAGAGGCGUUUCAGAGCAAGACCUCAAACCAGCUUUUCUAAUGCUGUCGGGUUGCGAAGUUGAACUCGCCAAGAAAGCAAAGGAAAAGAAAGACACCGCUGCUGCUUCGGUUCAUUAUCGAGCCGCACAAAAAUGGCUUCAGAGGGUUUUCGGCGAGGGUGCGCCUCCCCCAGGAACGUUGGCGCGAUUGCAGCCUUUCAACGUUGCACCCACUCAAACGACGUCAACUAUGGCAACCGAUUCUUCUCGUCUCUCAUCGAGGUCCAUUCCAACUAGCCCCUCGGCCAGCCGAUCCAUUCCAACUAGCCCCUUGGCCAGCCGAUUGAAAGUACCGAUUCCCGUUUCGCCGACCACCCCCGGAACACCCUCAAUUUCUACCCCUACGAAGCCAUUUGGUGCAAUACCUACAAAGCCUGGCUACUCAAUUUCGUUGUCUCAACAUCGAGUACUUGAACGCGAGCUCCAAUCUCAGAGAGAUCGAAAUCAUGAUCAAGCGCUCCUCCUUUCAGAAGUACGGAACGUGAAACGCAAGCUUGAGGAAGAUAAUGAACAUGAACGAAAUUUACGCCGGAAGCUUCAACGGAAACUUGAUGAACUUGAAAAGGAGCGCGACGAUGCGCGUCGAUUGGAGACGUAUGCAUUGGAUCAGAUUAAGCGAGAGGUCAGUAUCAGAAGAAAGGCAGAAGAGAGAGCUGAGAAGGAGCAUGAGUUGAGAAUGGAGCUUGUCAAGGCUACGGCAGAAAGGAACAUAGAUACCAAGGUCGUAUUCGAAGAUCUCGGAAACGCCCACAACGUGAAGGCUGGGCACAUUGGGAACGAGAAUACCCCUCCAGACGCUGGAGCAUGA